This is a messenger RNA of Xyrauchen texanus (razorback sucker), 854 nucleotides long. RefSeq names its product FCF1 rRNA-processing protein (gene fcf1). The record is from RefSeq and is a predicted model, not a curated record. Gene Ontology annotation, cellular component: small-subunit processome; nucleolus. The coding region runs from base 95 to 688 and encodes 197 amino acids. Lineage: Eukaryota; Metazoa; Chordata; Actinopteri; Cypriniformes; Catostomidae. The transcript has 8 exons.
UGUGUCGCAGGAUGAUGACGUUGAGGAAGCCUUUUGGUCGCAUAUCGGAAAACACACGAGGACUGGAGUUGUGAUAUCAACAUAAUCGGCCGCGAUGGGGAAACAGAAGAAGCAGAAAUAUGCUGCGAUGAAAAGAAUGAUCAGUUUAAAAGAUCAGAGGAUAAAAGAAAAGGACAGAAAAAAAACACAAAAGAAGAAAAAAGAAGAUCCCUCGGCCAUCAAAGAACAAGAAGUAGCAAAGUAUCCAUCGUGUCUGUUCUUCCAGUACAACACUCAGCUUGGACCUCCAUAUUACAUCCUUGUUGAUACCAACUUCAUCAACUUUUCAAUUAAAGCCAAACUAGAUGUCGUUCAGUCAAUGAUGGACUGCCUCUAUGCUAAAUGUGUUCCUUGCAUUACAGACUGUGUGAUGGCUGAGCUUGAAAAAUUAGGCAUGAAGUAUCGAGUGGCUUUGCGGAUAGCCAAAGAUUCUCGCUUUGAACGCUUACCAUGCUCACACAAAGGAACAUAUGCUGAUGACUGCUUAGUCCAAAGAGUAACACAGCACAAGUGUUACAUUGUGGCCACAGUGGACAGGGACCUGAAAAGGAGGAUUCGAAAGAUCCCAGGAGUGCCAAUCAUGUACGUCUCUAAUCACAGGUAUAACAUUGAGAGAAUGCCGGACGAUUAUGGUGCACCAAGGUUGUAGUACAUUAAAUAUGGAUUUCUUUUUUUUUUUUUUUUUUUGGUUAGUUUUCUUCCCCUCCUUUUUUCAGUAAUGUUUUGAUUGGUGAUAUUAUAUAUUGAUAUUAAAAAUGUUCUGUGAAUGAUUAACCCAAGAAAAUGUAUGUAUUCACUAAUUUACAAUAAAGGCU